AGAAAUUGUCGACCAAGCAUGCGCACUGAACCCACAGAAUGAUUUUGACCUUCAAUCAUUCAUUCUUCAAACAAUUGAAAUUGUUUGAUUUUCUCUUGAAUCUUGGUUGACAACAGGUAUAAGUCGUGAUAUUUUAAAAAUGAAUCCAAUUGAUUUCGUGAAAUCAUCUCGAGCUUGUGAAGAUGAGAUAUUGCACUCGGUGAAGAAGGCAAAAUUGCACAGCAAUGCACUUCAACGACAAAAAGAACGCUCAGCGAAGGAUGGCGUUAUUAAACUGAUUAAAGCUUUAACUCAAAAAGCUGAAAACGGUAUUCAAAUCCUUGAAAUUAAAAAGAGCGGAUUGAAACGCAGUAUCGAACAGGAAUCGUCGGGCGAUCCGAAGGAAAUUCACUCGUUGCGGGUGGAUCUACUUAAGAGACAGCAAGAACUCAUUAGAAAAUAUUCAAAACUCCGUCGCGAUGAGGUUGAUUUUAUUAUUAAUAAUACAACACAAACCGAAAAACUUAAGAAAUGUAUUGAAACAGCAAAAACUUUGAAAACUGAACUCUUGAAAUCUAAACAUUCCGCACAAGAUAACGCUGAACACAUUUAUGAGACCAACAACAACUUGAUUUCUGCCAAACAACAAACUCUCUGCCAGAUUAAACAGGUAGAGGAAACUAAACGAUCAAGUUUAGCAGGAGUUACUAAGGAAAUAGAGGGAGUGACAAAUGCUAUUCUUACACAUGAUAUUCUUAUUGAAUCUGUUUUGUUGGAUAAUCAACAAAUUAAUGAGAUGCUCCAUAGUAUUAAUAUUCGUAACUUUACAAAAGAUGAUGACAAUAUUACAAAUCUUGAACGCAAGUUAUUACAAAAAGAAAUUGAGUUUAACAACCUUACAAAUGAUCUAAAUAAACUCAAAGCUGUUAAUACUAAAAUUUCAAAGGAAAUUGCGACUGGAAAGGUAAACCUGGAAAACUUAAAUCAUAAUCUUGCCAUUCAAGGAAAAAUGAAAGGUGUUAAUAAUGAUAAUACUGAAAUUAAAAAACAGUUGAACUUUUAUGAAGCACAAAUUGCCAAAAGAGAAUCCGUCGCCGCAGAAUUCCAAAAAAAGCAACAAGUUCUUGAAGAACAAGAACGUUACUUGAAGACAAUUGCAGUAGAUCUAACUGAAUUUAAUCAGGAGCGUGCAACAAAGUUACAACAAAUUAACAUUGAUAUAAUAAAAGUUAAAGAAGAAAUGGCCAAACUGCAAACUGGGUGUAAUGAAGAUGAAACUGUGUUCCUGAAAGAAAAAAACUUGCUUGAUCAAGAUAUUUCUAUUGCCACCGAGAAACAAAAGCGUUUAUUCAGAAAUUUAGAAAAAGCUAAGAAACUUACGGAGAAUCUAAAGGAAACCUACUCUAAAAUGAAAGGCACUAAAUCAAGUUUUAAAACUCCUGUGAAAAGUCCAGGUAUUCGCAAAGUGACGUUCAAUCAAUAUGUAACUGAACGCGAAAUCACUGAUGAAUCAUCGGAUGUACCUUCUUCGCAGAAUUUAAAUUAAUUAUUUAUAAAUUAAAUAUUUAGUUAUAAGAUUAUAGAAUUACUAUUGAUUUUUUUUAAAUUAUUAAUUUAAGUUUUUAAACAAGUAUAAUUUAGUUGACAAUUUAUUAAUACAAUUCUUAGUAGCAUUUAAGCAUUUGCAAUGACAUAAUUGUUCUGGUUUUCCAAAACUGUAAUAUCGUCUUAGGAAAAUACAAGAUUCAUAACAUAAGCGCAGCAUCGCACAAAAUCAACGUAAUAAAAAAAGUUGCUUAUAACGAACCCCGAUAAACGGGUAGAAUUGAAAUCGAAACAUUUCUGUUAUGCAUCUAAAUAAAAUGUAAUAUAAUGUUUCACAUUACGCCAAAUGAAAGCAAAUCAAAAUUCAAAUACCUAAAGAUUUACGGAAAUGUAUUUUCCUAGGAUAAAGACUUAUUUCCACAGCGUGCAUGCGUGUUCGCUUCCUAAAGAAAAUCAAUCGCCAAAAUUCAUUGAAGUUUCGCUUCAUUCGGUAUGUAUACUUUCGUGAGGUACAACGCGCGGUGUUCUACUUUUUUUCAUCGAGAUACAAAAUUAGAACUAUGGUUUCAAAAAGUAAAUAAAUAUACAAUUUGACGUAUUAAGUUAAUGCCAGUUUUUUUUUUGGAUGCCCUUUUGGGUAAUAUUGUACAAUAUCUACUUAAUACCGACCGUUUUACGACUUAAGAUGGAACUUGACAAUGAACAAAUAUACCAAAAUAAUGAGAAUGACGAUAAUACCCCAAGGAAAAAAAUGUCCCCCAAGCGGCGCUUUCGAGCCCUAGUUCGUCUGGUGAUAGCAAACACGCCAUGGAUGCUGGACUUCGAAAUGAAAUUUGGAACAAAGAUGUAUGCUAUGAAGCGGACAAUGAAAUCAAAUCUGGCUCUCGAACAUAAAGCAAUUUUAAACAAAAAUCCCGAAGACAGAACCGAUGAAGAAAAUGAAGCAGUUUACAAAAUAAUCGGUGGUUUCAAAUGUUUUCGCAAAUAUCCAGAGCACGUGAAAAUGUUGCUGGCGAGUUACAGCCACUUCUGUUACUUUGGUCCGGAUCGCGUCAUCGUCCGCGAGAAUCAUUAUGCAACUUCGAUAUUUUUUAUCAUCAGUGGCGAGGUCAACAUCAUUGAAGAAAAGUAUGAUGUUUUCCUCAACGAAACGGAGCGCAUCAUAACGGAAACCUUAACGGCGGGCGAUGUGUUCGGUGAAAUUUGCUUGCUGCACAAUUUACCACGAAUGGAAACUAUCGUUUCCGCCACGCCAGUUGAAUUUCUAGUAUUGAAAAGAGAUGAUUUCGACGUCGUAUUGAAGGGCACCGUCAAAGAAGAAUGGGAUUUUAUCUCAUCACUAAUGCAAUCUUUCGACUAUUUUCGAGAAUGGGACAAGGUGCGCAUCGGCGAAUGUUGCAUGCAGUCCGUGAUCAAGAACUACAAGAAGGAUGACACUAUCUUGGGCGAUGGAUAUGGACGUAAAAACUAUGUUCAUUUUGUAAUUGAAGGCACUUGCUCAUUAGUCGAGCAUUUGCGCGUGGAGGAAACCAAAUUUUCAUCAGGAGUAUCAAAUUAUCGGCUGUACGAUGAUGGGACAGAAUCCGCGACAAGAUUACUCGCCGGAAUGCAAUUAGACCGUACGGGUGAUGCGACAUACAAAAUACAACCAGCUCCAGCUGAGCAAAAACGUGACUCAAUGUACCGAGGUGGCAAAAGCCUAAAUCAUCCCACUCCUAGUUAUAUUGAUAUAGAAGAUAGAAUGAAGAGAAAGUCUGUACGGCGCAAAAGUUCUUCGCAUGAACAAGAUGAGGGCUGUAAUUACUUUAUAGACACCACCCCAGCAAGCGUCAAGAAAAUUUACAUGCAGGUAUGCGUCUUUGGGGAAAAAGCCUGCUUUUCUCUGGGUGAGCCGAUGCAGAAUCGUCGAGUUGUCGCGGUAACACCCGUCACCUGCUUGCAAAUCCCUGGCUACCUCCUAUUAGGCCGUGAUGCAAUUUGGUUGAGGAUCAAGCAGUUUCUUACUAAGCGGAUCCCCACCACGAAUGCUGUAUUCGCUCAGUUCGUCCGACAGAGGCAAUGGCGGCAGUACAAAACUGAGUUGGUAAAACCAUACCUUACCACGUAUUGCAAUAAUUGGUAUGCGAAUAUACCAUACACGGUGCGCGUUUUCAACGAUUUUGACUUCAAACCCAAAGCAACCGAUCCCACCACUCGACAGGAAUUAAACUAAGAUAUUUAUUUUGCAGAAAAAAAUCAGCAUACAUACAUAUUAACAGAUAAAAUGAGUAAAACAGCGAUUUUAAUUUUGUUUGACCAAACUGAUCUUGAACUGAAGCAAUACAAUCAGAUAGAUUGCGAUUGUUGCCAAACUCUAAAACCCAGUCAUUAUAUUUUGCUUUUUGAUCGAAAAUUGGUAUGGGUACUUACGGAUGUAACUAGUUCUCUGUUGACGAUAGUAUAGCCCUGUAGGGACACCUUUGGUGGAUUCAUACGAAUUCCGACAAGGAAUAGCUCCACCUAAUAUUUUUAACACAAAAAAUAAUAUGUGUUUAUAUAACCCAAGUGUUCCAAAGUGCAAUUGAUCUAUUAAAUUUACCUCCGCAAUA
This is a messenger RNA of Dalotia coriaria, 4112 nucleotides long. RefSeq lists its product as uncharacterized. The coding region runs from base 2150 to 3736 and encodes 528 amino acids. The transcript is spliced from 7 exons. The record is from RefSeq and is a predicted model, not a curated record. NCBI's taxonomy places the organism in Eukaryota, Metazoa, Arthropoda, Insecta, Coleoptera, Staphylinidae.